AUGGCAUCCCGUAUAGAACAACCGGUUCCCUCCAGAAAGCAGGUAAAUACAAGUGAUUCCAACGAAGCCCACGAUAUGAUUGCUGGUAACUUCAAUAAUAUGCCACUCUUAUCACCUACGUUGACACCAUCGCAGGUACCAGUUUCCGAAACUCCCCAGGUUCCACCAAAGGUACCGGAUGAGGUGAGAAACGCUUUACCGAUACAUGAAAAGUUACCAGAAGUUAGAUGUAUGGCCAGGGCAAGGAUUCCAACCACACAUGGACCUGAGAUUUUCUUACAUUUGUAUGAGAAUAAUAUUGAUAAUAAGGAGCAUUUAGCAAUAGUUUUUGGAGAAGAUGUUCGUUCGAAAUCAUUGUUUGCAAAGAGACCAAACGAUACCCAGCAAGACAGGAUGACAAGAGGUGCGUACGUGGGCAAGUUAUUUCCUGGACGAGUUGAUGCUGACCAUGACAGCCACUCUAAGAAGUCUUUGAAGUUUGAUUCAGAUGGUCAACUUAUACGAGAACCAAGCACUACCUUCAUGAAUAAUCCAUGCUUAGUGCGUAUCCACUCUGAAUGUUACACGGGGGAAACUGCUUGGUCUGCCCGUUGUGACUGCGGUGAACAAUUCGACGAAGCCGGAAGAAUCAUGGGAAAUGCUGGACACGGCUGUAUUGUUUACUUGAGGCAAGAAGGUAGAGGUAUAGGUUUAGGAGAAAAGUUGAAGGCAUAUAAUUUACAAGAUUUAGGAGCCGACACUGUGCAAGCUAAUUUGAUAUUAAGACACCCUGCUGAUGGUAGAUCAUUCUCGCUAGCUACUGCAAUCUUAUUAGAUUUGGGACUAGCUGAAAUUAAUUUAUUAACUAACAAUCCAGACAAGAUUUUGGCUGUCGAAGGUAAAAAUAGAGAUGUAAAGGUGUUAGAGCGAGUUCCUAUGAUUCCAUUGGCGUGGAGAACUGAUAACGGUAUCAAGUCAAAGGAAAUUGAAGGAUAUUUGAGCACCAAGAUCGAAAGAAUGGGGCAUCUAUUAGAAAAGCCUUUAAAAAUUUAG
This is a messenger RNA of Debaryomyces fabryi, 1032 nucleotides long. It is a transcript of the gene RIB1, whose product is annotated as GTP cyclohydrolase II. The coding region runs from base 1 to 1032 and encodes 343 amino acids. Gene Ontology annotation, biological process: riboflavin biosynthetic process. The record is from RefSeq and is a predicted model, not a curated record. Lineage: Eukaryota; Fungi; Ascomycota; Pichiomycetes; Serinales; Debaryomycetaceae. Gene Ontology annotation, molecular function: GTP cyclohydrolase II activity. The transcript has a single exon.